Castor canadensis (American beaver) is the source of this 999-nucleotide messenger RNA. RefSeq names its product N-methylpurine DNA glycosylase (gene Mpg). NCBI's taxonomy places the organism in Eukaryota, Metazoa, Chordata, Mammalia, Rodentia, Castoridae. Gene Ontology annotation, molecular function: alkylbase DNA N-glycosylase activity; DNA binding. Gene Ontology annotation, biological process: base-excision repair. The record is from RefSeq and is a predicted model, not a curated record.
CAUUUCCGGUGGGUGCGCGGGGUCCGAGCGGCAGAAUGCGCGCGCGCGUCGGGACCCAGCUUUCCCGAAAGAUGGGGCAAAAAAAGCAGCGACUGGCAGAGGCAGAAGGGCAGCAGAACCCACCAGACACAGCCCAGACAUCUUCUCCUAAGGAGCCCCGCUUGGGAACACCAACCCUGGGCCUCCAACGCAGCAUCUAUUUCUCUAGCCCAAAGGACCAUCCUGUCCGGCUGGGGCCAGAGUUUUUUGACCAGCCAGCAGUCCCCCUAGCCCGGGCAUUUCUGGGACAGGUCCUUGUCCGGCGACUAGCUGAUGGCACAGAGCUCCGUGGUCGCAUUGUGGAGACAGAGGCAUACUUGGGGCCGGAGGAUGAAGCCGCCCACUCAAGGGGUGGCCGACAGACUCCCCGCAACCGUGGCAUGUUCAUGAAACCUGGGACUUUGUAUGUGUACAUCAUAUAUGGCAUGUACUUCUGCAUGAACGUCUCUAGUCAAGGGGAUGGGGCUUGUGUCCUGCUGCGAGCGCUAGAGCCCCUGGGGGGCCUGGAGAUCAUGCGGCAGCUUCGCAGAACCCUUCGGAAAGGCACUGUCAGCCGUGCCCUCAAGGACCGUGAGCUCUGCAGUGGCCCCUCCAAGCUGUGCCAGGCCUUAGCCAUUGACAAAAGCUUUGACCAGCGGGACCUGGCCCAGGAUGAAGCCAUAUGGCUGGAGCCUGGACCCCUGGGGCCCAGUGGGUUAGCCGUGGUGGCAGCAGCCCGUGUGGGAAUUGGCCAAGCAGGGGAAUGGGUGCAGAAGCCCCUGCGCUUCUACAUCCGGGGCAGCCCCUGGGUCAGUGUGAUGGACAAAGUGGCUGAGCAGGAUACCCAGGCCUAAGCAAAGAGCCUGUUCCAACAGGCUUUUUAAUUGUUUAAAAGCCAAAUAAAUGUUUUGUUUCUAGAGAACUGUUGUCCAUAUCUCAGUUAGAGCUCCCUGGCCAAUCGGCAUGUGUCUACAGUUAGUU